Messenger RNA from Thrips palmi, 4901 nucleotides. RefSeq names its product trichohyalin-like. The record is from RefSeq and is a predicted model, not a curated record. NCBI's taxonomy places the organism in Eukaryota, Metazoa, Arthropoda, Insecta, Thysanoptera, Thripidae. Bases 140 to 3748 code for a protein of 1202 amino acids. The transcript has 8 exons. Gene Ontology annotation, molecular function: calcium ion binding.
CAUCUACCACCGCAUCCCCGGCAGGCUGGACUCGACCUGGCGGCGCCACCGCGGCGGCUACCGCGGGCACCACCCCGGCAUCACCGCGACGACGACCACCACCACCACCCAGGCGCCCACGACCACCACAACCACGACUAUGGCGGCGGUCACCGAAGCUGAGGAAGUGGUUGUCUCCAGCAGGGCGCCACAAAUCACCAACAACGACGUACUGUCGGUCAGCGAGGAAGUAGACGAACACCAGGAGGAGGCGAGGAGGGAGGCAGAGAGGGCGGAGAAGGAGAGGAUCCGGUUGGAAGCCGAGAAGCUCGAGCAAGAGAGGAUCAGGCUUCAGGCUAAGAGGCUGGAGGAGGAAACGGUCCGGCUGGAAGAUGAGAAGUUGGAGCAAGAGAGAAUCAGGUUGGAAGCUGAGGAAAAAGAGAGAAUACGGUUGGAGGCUGAGAAGCUGGACCAAGAGAGGAUAAGGCUAGAGACUGAGAAGCUGGAACAAGAGAGGAUAAGGCUGGAGACAGAGAAGCUGGAGCAAGAGAGGAUCAGGCAGGAAGCUGAAAAGCUGGAACAAGAAAGAAUCAGGCUAGAGGCUGAGAAGCUGGACCAAGAAAUAAAGAUCAGGCAGGAAGCUGAAAGGCUCGAAGAAGAAAGGAAAAGGCUGGAGACAGAGAAGCUGGAGCAAGAGAGGAUCAGACAGGAAGCUGAGAAGCUAGAAAAAGAAAGAAUCAGGCUGGAGACUGAGAAGCUAGAGCAAGAAAGAAGGGUCAGACAGGAAGCUGAAAAGCUGGAACAAGAAAGAAUUAGGCUAGAAGCUGAGAAGUUGGAACAAGAAAGAAUCAGACAAGAAGCUGAGAAGUUGGAACAGGAGAGAAUCAGGCUUGAGGCUGAAAAGUUGGAAAAAGAAAGAAUCAGACAAGAAGCUGAGAGGUUGGAACAAGAAAAAAUCAGUCUGGAGGAUGAAAAGCUAGAACAGGAAAAAAUUAAACUGCAGGAGGAAGAGGUGGCACGGCGAGUGCGUCUGGAGGAAGAGCGGAUUCGCAUAGAAGCAGAAGAGGAGCUGCGCAGAAUAGAGGAGAGGAGGCACUCGGAAGAAGUGGACGAAAACCAACUACUGGAAGAGAGAAGGCAGGCCGAGCGGCGGGAGCAGGAGCGACUUGAAGAGCUGCGCCGGGAAGAAGAGCGCCUGGAGGAAGAGCGGAAGCUCGAAGAGCGCCGCGAAGAAGAGCGGCUGGCCAAGGAGCGGCGCGAGGAAGAGGUGCGUUUGGAGGAGAAGAGGAGGAAGGACGAAAUGGAGCGGCAGCGAAUCGAGGACGAGCGGAAAGAAGAAGAGAGGCUGGUGAAGGAGCGCGAGGAAGAGGAGAAGCGGGAAACAGAGAGGAGGAUGGAAGAGCGGCGACUGGAGGAAAAGCGUCUAGAAGAGCGGCGGCUCGAGCUGAAGAGGGAAUUCGAGCGACGCCUGGAAGAGCGGCGCCAGGCGGAGAAGCUAGAGGAGGAGCGACUGGCCGAGGAGCGCCGGGAGCAGGCGCGUCUCGCGGAAGAGCGGCGACUGGCGGAGCGCAGAGAACAGGAGCGCCGCGAACAGGAGCGACGCGAAGAAGAACGCCGCGAGGAAGAGCGUCGCGAAGAGGAGCGCGUCCGGGAAGCGCAGCGCCAGGAGAAGCUGGAGGCGCGGCUGCAGGAAGAGCGGCUGCAGGCGGCGCAAAAGGCGCGCCUCGAGGAGGAGCGUGUCGCGGCCGAGCGCGCUGAGGAGGAGCGCCGCCUGGAGCAGCAGCUACGUCAGCAGGAGGAAGAGCGGGAACGCCUGGACCGCGAGCGCCUGGAACGAGAGCGUCUGGAGCGGGAGCGCCUGGAGAAGGCCGAGGCGGAGCGCACCGAUGACGAGGACGACGCGGACGACGAGGACGACGACGAGGAGGACACCAGUGAGUCGGCAGAAGCGAAGAAGGCGGAUGGCGGCGAGAACGAGGUGGCGGCAGCAAAGAACGAGAGCGGCGAGGCGGACAAGGGCGACGAGGACGACGACGGCGACGUCAAGUCUGGGGAACACGCGGCGAAGAGCGAGGAAGACGACGAUGACGAUGUGAAGCCCACCACGCCGCGACCAGUGGACGCAGCCGUCAGCCAGGGGGAAACAAGUCCAGCAAACGCGCCUGAAAGUUCCACGGAAGAAGCCGAAGAAGAACGAGAGGAAACCAGAGAAGAAAAGAGCGAAGUCGCCCGCAAAGAAAGUGGAGCAGAAGCUGAAGACGUUGAGGAAAGGAAGGAAACUAAUGAGAUUCCCGGCGAGGAGGAAGGUGGGCGGGAAGAGGAGUCCGUGGAAGAGGACGAUGACGAGGGGAAGCAAUCCAAGAAGAGAGACGGGGACAAGGAAGAGGACGAAACCAGUGACGCCGAGGACAGCGGCGAGGAGGUAGAGUCGGAAGGCAAGCAGGCGCCAAAAGAGAGCGAAGAGUCAGUCACCGUCCCCACUACUCCGGAAACCGACAAGGAAGACGUCAAGGGCAGUGAGGGAGUGCCGGAUCUGAGCUGCACCGACGAGGCCCCCGACGUGCAGCACGCGCAGAUCAGAUACGUGCGGUCCGGCGCGGCGGCCGAGGCGCACUACGAGUGCCACCCCAGCUACGCGCUCCAGGGCGAGGCGCGGCUGACGUGCCAGGCCGGCCGCUGGGUGGGCUCCGUGCCGACGUGCAGCCCCGUGGACCCCUGCCUCGAGGACCGCGGCGGCUGCGACCACAUCUGCACCAACGUGGAGGGCGAGCCCGAGUGCUCCUGCAGGGACGGCUACCGGCUGGACGGCGACUACUGCGUGGACGUGGACGAGUGCGCCGGUGGCCGCGGUCCAUGCCAGGAGACGUGCGAGAACUUGGACGGCGGCUACCGCUGCAGCUGCGCCGAGGGCACCGCGCUGGCCGCCGACAACCACACCUGCGAGGACGUGGACGAGUGCGCCGCCGCCAACAACGGCUGCUCGCACACCUGCCUCAACACGCGCGGGUCCGCGGUGUGCAUGUGCCCCGACGGCAUGGUGCUGGGCGCGGACUGGAAGACCUGCAAAGAAGACGCCAAGGCCGGGAAGCAGGCAGGCAGUGGGUCCGAGGAGGCCGACGGAGACGGCGAGGAGGGCGAAGCGGGGGACGAUGAUGAGGACGGCGAGGGCGACGGUGAGGAUGACGAAGGCGUGGAUGAAGGCGGCGACGAGAAGGACGGCAACGACGAGGACUACGUCGACGACCAGCCCCAGAGGGAGGCGUCAGGCAAACAGUACCCAGUGCUCAAGUGCCCUCGCGACGUGGUCGUUGAACUGCCCCCUGGCAAGGCAACCGCCGGUGUAACCCUCAGCAAGCCCAAACUCGGCCCGGGAUUCAACUGGAAGAGGGACGUGGCGGCGCACCCAGCCUGGGGCAAGGGCAGGCACGUUGACCUGGGCGUCGGCGACCACGUGAUCACGUACCGCGUCAAGCACCCCUCGACGCGCGCCAAGGCGUCCUGCGUGUCCGUCGUGUCAGUCAGACCUAGCGAGGCCCCCGUCAUAGCGGGCUGCCCCCACACUGUCACCGCCAGGGUCAGGGGGAGGAAGCGGUCGGCCUCCGCCACGUGGCGCGAGCCCACCCUGGACGACAACGUCGGCGUGGUGCGGAUGCAUCGCUCCAGGGACCCAGGAUCGCGGUUCCCAGUGGGAAAGACGCUGGUGACGUACAAGGCCAGCGACGCGGUCGGCAACACCGCAGUGUGCAGCUUCCUCGUGGACGUGUCGUGAAAAACAACAUUGUUACCGUGUGUUCGUUAUCAUUAAGUUUUCAUUGAAUAAGUUUUUUUACUUGCGAAGUUAUUAAGUGUUAUUGUUACGAUGUCAUUAGAAUUCAUCGGUGCCAUGUUCGAGUCUAUCCAUUUGUAUUUACGAAUGUGUAUGUAUGAAUGUGUGUUGUUGUGUGUGUGUGUGUGUGUGUGUGUGUGUGUGUGUGUGGCGCGCGUCGCUGUGUGCUGCUUUGUCGUACCUUAACUAGGCUUUGAGUGACUGUGCUCGUCUCGUUGGACUGUGGUGCAGGCUGUUAGGGUAAAGCAUACUGUUUGAGUGAUGUGUAAAUAAUUUUAUUUUUACACUAUUACUAUCGUCAAGAAGAUUUCAGUGCAUGCAAAAUCAGACAUUGAUUUCGAUUCGUGUUGUGUGUGAAUCGAAGUAAACGCUCGCUUGGCAGGCCCGCGCUGUAUGAUGGUGAUACAAUAUACUUUCAGUCUGGCCAAUGGGUAUCUUCGUAUGGAAUGUCUCCGGUACGUUUGGGCUUUUAGUACACUUUAUUAUUAUUUAUUUUGUACACAUCGAAAUAGAUCUGAAGCGGAUUAUGUAUGUAAGGCGCCAUGAAAAAUGGGGCCACGACCUUUGACCUAUAAAUGCUUCAAAUAGUAGUUUAGUAUUAAUACAUUACGAGAACGAAACUACACUCCCAGUCAGCGAUAUUUCUAGCCCUGCGCGUUAAUUUUGUUCAAUUUACGUACUUCAAAGCUUUCCCUACAUUCACAAUAAGAUGUUUCGUGCAGCAUCUCGAAAGAUAAUGCAGUAUUGCAUGAUGAUUGAAUUACUAUUGUCACUCUUGUGCUACUGCUUGCAUCCACCCAUGACAUUUUGUGUCCAAUCUAAGCCAUAAUCGGACAACGUUGCUUACGAGUUGGCCACAAAGAGGAGCAUAAGUGAGUCGCGUGGAAUAUACGCAACUGUCUUUAAAUUUUGCUUAAAUCUAAUUGUUUUUCUUCAUUAAAUUAAAAUGUAAUGUUUUCCUCGGGCAACAAUCGUUGAUCGUACUAAAUUGUUACUUUCUGAAUUUCUUAAAACCAGUGUCUUGGCUGAUCUUGCCUUAACUUCCACGUUUCAUAACUGACUUGUUGGUAUCUAAAUACAUUCAUUGUAGAAGUAA